GCUUCGCCUGAGCCACGGCAACUAUCGUUCCCAAGGCCUUAUGCUUUGCUGCAUCCAGCUGCCCAGCGCUUUAGGCAACGAGGUCUGGGUGACCUCGACGUGGAGGCUCACGCGCCGAGGCAUCUCAAGCGAUGUGACACCGACGAGUCUAUCAACUUCGGGGGCGCCUCCGGCAAGGAGCCGGGCUCUCCGGCGCCAACACUUCAC
Messenger RNA from Symbiodinium sp. CCMP2456, 207 nucleotides. The record is from the annotation of a GenBank genome assembly. NCBI's taxonomy places the organism in Eukaryota, Dinophyceae, Suessiales, Symbiodiniaceae.